GAGGAAUUUGAAAAAACCAAAUAACUACAAAUGAAAGAGUUGGUUGAAAUGAGAUCCCUUUGGGAAAAGGCCAUGGAAAUUUGCAAUGCAAGAACACGAAGCAGUUUGCUUCUUGUGUUGUUAAUUUUGAUGCUUCAUGUUGCUUCGUGUUUUGCAGAUUCUAACAAUGCUCCCGAGAGGCCGUCUUUUUGGAAUUUCAUUCAAGAAACUGUGGCUAUUUUGAAGAAAUCUCAUUCCACUCCAUUGGAGAAAAUCAAGAGUCUCAUUCACCAAAUGCAGUUGCAGUUUUUCCCUCCCAAUUUAGAUUUUAGGAGUAGUGAUGAAACAAAGGGUGGUGUGGUUGAUGAAAUGAAAGAAGCAGUGGAAAAGAGCUUUGGAGCAAGCAAAGAUGCAGUUGAAGAAUCUGCAAAAUCUGCAGCAAAAGUUAUGGAGGAAGCAGUAGACAAAGUUAAAGAGAACUUAGCAGAUAAUAAGGACAGGGUCAAGAACAAACAUGAUGAGCUUUGAUCAUCCAUGUCCACUUUCUUAAAACUCUGUUAUUUUUCUUUGAAACUUAGAGAUUAAAUUCAAUAGGCUUCUUGUGACAGAUGAGGAUCACUUUGUGCCUUACCCUAGUCACUAACCUUCUACCAUGAAUGAAGUCUUUAGAAAUGAUUUACUUAUUUUUAGAAUAGAGAAAACCUAAUUUCCAAUUGGAAACAGGCUUAAGAUAAAUCUGCA
Messenger RNA from Cucumis sativus (cucumber), 720 nucleotides. RefSeq lists its product as uncharacterized. The transcript has 2 exons. The record is from RefSeq and is a predicted model, not a curated record. Lineage: Eukaryota; Viridiplantae; Streptophyta; Magnoliopsida; Cucurbitales; Cucurbitaceae. The coding region runs from base 31 to 507 and encodes 158 amino acids.